AUGCAGCCUAAGUUUCGUGUAGAGGUCGUCAGUGACGACGACUUCCCCGAGCUGAUCAGGGCGCUCUGGGAGGCCUUUGAGAAUCCCUACCAGGGCAUCGUCCGCCUAUUCUUCCCCAUCCACAACAAUGAUCGCGAGGGCAGUCUGAAGGCGUGUAUCCAGGGUCAACUGGAAGAGUACCACCAGCAGCAGCCGCACGUCACCUGGAUCAAAAUCGUGGAUACGGAAGCCAACAAGAUCGCCGCCGCCGCCAAAUGGUACUUUUACCGGGAGAAUCCCUACGCGAAACAGGAGGGACCGAUCGUGGCGGAGUGGUUUCCAGAGGGACUGACGAGGGAGUUUGCGACGGAGGCAGUCAGGCAGUUUGAGCAUCCGCGGGAACAGAUGGCUCGACGACCCCAUGCUUUUCUACACAUUGCAUUCGCCCUCCCCGAGUACCGCGGCCAAGGGCUCGGCCAUCUCUUCAUGAGAUGGGGCGUGGGAAAGGCAGACGCGAUGGGCUUGGAAGCCUGGCUGGACGCAUCCGAGUUUGGAGAGCCCCUUUACAAGAAGUAUGGCUUUCGCAAGGUUCUCUUCAACAGCGUGAAGCCGAUCCCAUCGCGCCAGCUGUCCGACGAGGAGCAAAAGGAAUGGACACACUGCGAGCAGACUUUCUUGCCCAUUAAUGCGACGGUGAUGUGGCGUCCUAUUGUAGGCAAAUAUGUCGAGGGAGAUACGCCAAUGCCAUGGAACGAUGAGAUGGACCAGGACUAG
Messenger RNA from Aspergillus thermomutatus, 753 nucleotides. Its product is annotated as putative GNAT family acetyltransferase. Gene Ontology annotation, molecular function: acyltransferase activity, transferring groups other than amino-acyl groups. The coding region runs from base 1 to 753 and encodes 250 amino acids. The transcript has 2 exons. NCBI's taxonomy places the organism in Eukaryota, Fungi, Ascomycota, Eurotiomycetes, Eurotiales, Aspergillaceae. The record is from RefSeq and is a predicted model, not a curated record.